GCGACCCAGAGGCUUCGCGUCGGCCCUGGCUUCUCUCCCCGCCUCCGCGGGCCCCCGCCUCCUGCAGAAUGACGCUGGACGUGGGACCGGAGGAUGAGCUGCCCGACUGGGCCGCGGCCAAAGAGUUUUACCAGAAGUACGACCCUAAGGAUGUCAUUGGCAGAGGAGUGAGCUCUGUGGUCCGCCGAUGUGUUCACCGAGCUACUGGCCAUGAGUUUGCUGUGAAGAUCAUGGAGGUGACGACCGAGCGACUGAGUCCUGAGCAGCUGGAGGAGGUGCGGGAAGCCACGCGGCGAGAGACGCAAAUCCUUCGCCAGGUCGCUGGCCACCCCCACAUCAUCACACUCAUCGAUUCCUACGAGUCUUCCAGCUUCAUGUUCCUGGUGUUUGACCUGAUGCGGAAGGGAGAGCUGUUUGACUAUCUCACAGAGAAGGUGGCCCUCUCCGAAAAGGAAACCAGGUCCAUCAUGAGGUCUCUGCUGGAAGCAGUGAGCUUUCUCCAUGCCAACAACAUUGUGCACCGAGACCUGAAGCCCGAGAAUAUUCUCCUAGAUGACAAUAUGCAGAUCCGACUCUCAGAUUUUGGGUUCUCCUGCCACUUGGAACCUGGCGAGAAGCUCCGAGAGCUGUGUGGGACCCCAGGGUAUCUAGCACCAGAGAUCCUUAAAUGUUCCAUGGAUGAAACCCACCCGGGCUACGGCAAGGAGGUCGACCUCUGGGCCUGUGGGGUGAUCCUGUUCACACUCCUGGCCGGCUCGCCACCCUUCUGGCACCGGCGUCAGAUCCUGAUGUUACGCAUGGUCAUGGAGGGCCGCUACCAGUUUAAUUCCCCUGAGUGGGACGACCGGUCCAACACCGUCAAGGACCUGAUCUCGAGGCUGCUGCAUGUGGAUCCUCUGGGGCGCCUGACUGCCGAGCAAGCCCUGCGGCACCCCUUCUUCGAGCGCUGUGAAGGCAGUCAGCCUUGGAGCCUCACCCCCCGUCAGCGCUUCCGGGUGGCAGUGUGGACAGUGCUGGCUGCUGGGCGCGUGGCCCUAAGCUCCCACCGAGUUCGGCCGCUGACCAGGAGUGCGCUGGUGAGGGACCCUUAUGCGCUGCGGCCAGUACGGCGUCUCAUCGACAGUUGUGCCUUCCGCCUCUACGGGCACUGGGUGAAGAAGGGCGAGCAGCAGAAUCGGGCGGCCCUCUUCCAGCACCAGCCCCCUGGGCCGCUCCCUUCCAUGGGCCCAGAAGAGGAGGGGGACUCAGCCGCUGUCACGGAGGAUGAGGCCAUGCUGGCGCUGGGCUAGCACCCCAGUCCUGGGGAAUCACGGAAGUAGGACUCUCUAGGAGCAGGAUUUCUAUCAUUCCAACCAUUCUGGGCUCUGUCCAGGCCCGCCGCUUAUCACAUUAUCAUAAUGACCAACCCGGUAGCCCCACGCCCACUGGCCAAUGCUUUGAGAUCAGAGCUGAGGUGGAAGGGAGCUGCUCAGAAGGCCACGCCUGGUUGUCUUAGUGCUGCGUAUGCAAUAAAAGCUGUUACAUGCCCAGGA
Messenger RNA from Hipposideros armiger (great roundleaf bat), 1532 nucleotides. RefSeq names its product phosphorylase kinase catalytic subunit gamma 2 (gene PHKG2). Gene Ontology annotation, molecular function: phosphorylase kinase activity; ATP binding; calmodulin binding. Gene Ontology annotation, biological process: glycogen metabolic process; protein phosphorylation. The record is from RefSeq and is a predicted model, not a curated record. Lineage: Eukaryota; Metazoa; Chordata; Mammalia; Chiroptera; Hipposideridae. Gene Ontology annotation, cellular component: phosphorylase kinase complex. The coding region runs from base 69 to 1289 and encodes 406 amino acids. The transcript has 10 exons.